Sphaeroforma arctica JP610 is the source of this 3728-nucleotide messenger RNA. RefSeq names its product splicing factor 3B subunit 3. The record is from RefSeq and is a predicted model, not a curated record. The transcript is spliced from 20 exons. NCBI's taxonomy places the organism in Eukaryota, Ichthyosporea, Ichthyophonida. Gene Ontology annotation, molecular function: protein binding; U2 snRNA binding. Bases 1 to 3438 code for a protein of 1145 amino acids. Gene Ontology annotation, biological process: mRNA splicing, via spliceosome. Gene Ontology annotation, cellular component: U2 snRNP; nucleus.
AUGACCUCUGGAGGUCAGCAAGAGGUACAAUUCACACACCCGUCUUGGCAUCUCGGCUGUUUCUACUACGUGGUGGUGGGUAGUGACAGUGGGCGUAUAUCCAUCCUCGAGUACAUCGUUGAGCGCAAUGCGUUCGAGUCCGUACACAUGGAGACCUUUGGCAAAAGCGGCUGCCGGCGAAUCGUGCCGGGGCAGUACUUGGCAGUGGAUCCCAAGGGAAGGGCUGUGAUGAUUGCGGCCGUCGAGAAACAGAAGCUUGUUUAUAUUCUGAACAGAGACGCGGCGGCAAGGUUGACCAUCUCAUCGCCUUUAGAAGCGCACAAAUCUCACUCGAUAUUAUUUCACGUCAUUGGAUUGGAUGUUGGGUUUGAAAACCCUAUGUUUGCCAGUCUCGAACUGGACUAUGCCGAUGCCGAUGACGACGCAACCGGCGAGGCGCUUGAGGAUACAAAACAGAGUUUGGUCUAUUAUGAGCUUGAUUUGGGUCUGAAUCACGUAGUCCGCAAGCACAGCGAAGAAUUAGAGGAGGCCGCGAACAUGCUCAUCCCUGUGCCCGGAGGCAACGACGGACCGGGAGGUCUCAUUGUGUGCUGCGAGGACUUUGUGACAUACAAAAACUUGGGAGAACAAACAGAUGUGCGUGUGGCCAUCCCCAAACGCCAGAACUCACUCGUAGAGGCGGACAGAAGUACACUUAUAGUGGCGUGCGCAGCCCACAAAACAAAGCAGAUGACUUUCUUCUUGGUGCAAACGGACCAGGGCGAUAUCUUCAAGAUCGCCCUCGUAGUCGACGACGACAUUGUGGUAAACAUGCAGAUGCGGUACUUUGACACCAUCCCUGUAGCCACAAGUCUAAACAUCCUUAAGGCUGGGUUUCUCAUGUCCAGCGGAGAGUUUGGUAAUCACUUGCUGUUCCAGAUUGCCCAGUUGGGCGAUGACAACGAAGCAGAGCCGACAUACGACCAAGUGACGGAGUACCAUGAGACCUGGCCCACAUUCCAACCGCGUGAGCUGAUGUGUCUGGUACCCGUAGACGAAUUGGAGUCGUUCUCGCCUAUCAUGGACUGCGAAAUAGCUAAGCUUGAAGGCGCCGAUUCCGACACGCCCAAGUUCUUUGCAGCGUGCGGACGAGGGUCUAGGUCAACUCUUCGGCAGUUCAGGCACGGGCUGGAGGUGACUGAAAUGGCCGUCAGUGAAUUGCCGGGCAAUCCCAAUGCCGUGUGGACUGUCAAGCGCAACAGGAACGACGAAUACGACUCGUAUAUCGUUGUGUCCUUCAACAAUGCUACGCUGGUGCUUUCUAUCGGCGACACAGUCGAGGAAGUGGUCGACAGUGGGUUCUUAGGCACCAGCCCUACCGUGUACGCGUCUGGAUUGGGCGAUGACUCAUUGCUGCAUGUGCAUCCAGAUGGUAUCCGCCAUAUCAGGGCAGACAAGCGUAUCAACGAGUGGAAGUGUCCCGGGCGUGCGACCAUCACACGCGCGGCUGUAAAUAUCCGGCAGGUGGUUAUAUCCCUAUCAAACCAAGAGCUAGUAUACUUUGAGCUGGAUGCAGCAGGACAGCUGAACGAAUACACCGAGCGUAUGCCUAUGGACAGCGAUGUGCAGAGCAUAGCUAUUGGUGAAGUACCAGAUGGGCGUCAGCGGUGUCGCUUUGUGGCGGUGGGGCUUGCAGACAGGUCUGUGCGGAUAGUCUCAUUGGAUCCCGAGGAUUGCCUUACCCAAUUGAGUAUACAGGUGCUGCCCGUGACACCGUCGUCUCUGUGCAUGGUGGCCAUGGAGGACGGGUCUGACUCUGGCGACACCAGUACACUGUACUUGAACAUCGGUCUAACGAACGGUGUGAUGAUGCGUACCGUUAUUGAUCCAAUAACGGGACAGAUUUCUGACAAUCGACUGAGGUAUCUGGGGUCAAAAGAGGUCAAGAUGUUCAGGGUGAAGACCCAGGGGAAGGAUGCCGUCUUGUCCCUGUCCAGUAGGAAUUGGUUGAGUUACCCUUAUCAAGGCCGUCUCAUCCAGACACCUCUGACAUACGAAGCAUUAGAGCACGCGACCUCAUUCACCUCCGAGCAAUGUCCCGAGGGUAUAGUCGCUAUAGCGGGCAACACACUCAGAAUCAUUGCCACGGAGAAACUGGGCGCUGUUUUUAAUCAACAAGCAGCACAGCUGUCGUACACACCCAGGAAACUGUGUGUGCACAGGCAGAGUAACACUGUGUUGGUGAUAGAGACUGACCACAACUGCCUGACGCAGAGCGCGAAGGAAAAGGCUAAGGCGCAAAUAAACGGUGGUAUGGAAGUAGACGGCGAGGCCGAGGAAGAUUUGCCUGCGGAUAUAUUUGGAGAACCCAGACCAGGUGCCGGUAUAUGGGCAUCUAUGCUAAGAGCCGUUGAUGCUGAAACGAAUGAAACGGUUGCUACGCAUCUGUUCGACGAUAACGAGAGUGCCGUGAGCAUGGUCACCGCCACCUUUCACGACAGGGGCGACGACGUCUAUGUACUGGUGGGCACCGCCGUCAACCUCAAGCUCGCACCCCGAUCGUGCGACGCUGCGUUUAUAUACUCAUUCAAGAUCGACAGUGCGACUAAACAGUUCGUUCUACUUCAUAAGACGGCUCUUGACGAUGUUCCGGGGGCGAUGUGUGCGUUCCAGGGACGCGUGCUGGUCAGUGUGGGCCGUUUGUUACGUAUAUACGAUAUGGGGAAGCGAAAACUGCUGCGCAAAUGCGAGAAUAAGCACGUGCCAAAUAACAUAGUGAGUGUCAUGGCGCUGGGCUCACGCAUCUACGUAAGCGAUGUGCAGGAAUCAUGGCAUUUCCUCAAGUAUAAGUCGGACCAGAACUUCAUGGUCAUCUUCGCAGACGAUACCCUCCCCCGGUGGGUGACCACCGGCUGUGUUUUAGACUACGAUACUAUAUGCGGGGCUGAUAAAUUUGGCAAUGUGUAUCUCCUGCGACUGCCGUCGGGUGCGGUGGAUGAUAUUGAUGACGAUCCAUCGGGCACUAAAGUCAUCUGGCAGCGUGGGUUGCUAGGAGGCGCUCCACAGAAGGUUGAAUGUGUGGCGCAAUUCUAUAUCGGAGAGACAAUCAAGACGCUCCAGAAGUGCGAUUUGGUGGCCGACGGACACGAGUGUGUGGUAUACACAACGCUGUCAGGGGGUAUGGGUAUACUUGCGCCAUUCCAGAGCAAAGAGGAUCUCGAGUUCUUCCAACACAUGGAGAUGUACAUGCAGCAGAACAUGCCGCCGUUGUGUGGCAGGGACCACUUGUCAUUCAGAUCAUACUAUCAGCCCAAGAAGAAUGUGAUCGAUGGCGAUUUGGUGGAACAGUUCAAUACAAUGGUUCUCAGCAAACGUAAGGAUCUUUCAGAUGAACUCGACCGAACACCGCCCGAAGUAUCGAAGAAGUUAGAAGACAUUCGCGCACUCUUUGCCUUUUAAAAGCGUCAAAGUAACCUAUAUGCAAUAAGUCGCCACAAACUAUAUGCAACUAUGGGGGACGACUCUAUAUAAUAUAAGCCUACUCUUGGCGUUCUGGACAGUCAUGAAUACCAUAUGCAGCUGCGCAUAGUUACUCUUAUAAACAACCCUGGAUUAAGCGAUGAAAGCUUCGCGGCAAAAUGAGAUGCACCUUGGUAUAAUCUGGCAUGGUCAACACUCCAAACAAACCAUGUUACUGAAAUAAAUACGCCACGUACGUAUCAUCCACACAUUCGAUGGCUCUCGCAACA